Molecule: messenger RNA, 1692 nt
Organism: Colletotrichum gloeosporioides
Lineage: Eukaryota; Fungi; Ascomycota; Sordariomycetes; Glomerellales; Glomerellaceae
Exons: 11
Coding region: 1-1692 (563 amino acids)
Source: RefSeq, a predicted model, not a curated record
AUGCUCAAGAUGGAAAUGACAGAGAAGAUUAUUUCUCCAUCGAAUCUCGAAGUAAAAGAUUGGAACAUUAUCAUGAAGAACUGCAAUGUCAUGCAUGGCUGGUACACCGAUCCCCAGACUCACCAGAUCAAGAUGGCUCCAAAACCAGCUUUUAUCUUGAGAAAGGGACUCAACAAUUCCCAGACACCUGACGGCGGUGCCAUCCCGAACUAUUGCGUCAACGACGGCAGCAAAAUCGAUGUUAUCGACGUUGAAGAAGGAGUGAGAGAGUCCAUGGUGCAAAACAGCUUCGCCAAAUCGUCGGUCGAUGCGAAAUUGAACGGUGGCUAUUCCAAAGUGAGCAUUGGCAUGAGUGCAAACACUCUCUUGCAAAUGCAGAAAGGACAAGAGAAGGGUAAGACGAAAUCAAACAAGACUUUGGUUGGACAGUACAAGCUGCCACGAGCCACACUAUUUCUAACCCCCGACGACCUUGAGCCGACUCCUCAACUCAUGAAGGAGCUUGAAAAGGUCAAGAAAGAGAACACCCUCGUGAACAUCCGUAAAUUUCAAAUGACAUUCGAUGCAGGGGGCGGCUACACUCGUCAGGAGUCCCAGGACACAGAUCAAAGCAACAGUUAUGGUAGCAGGAAUGAUAGUGAGCAGGUGGUAUUUGAAGCCAUUGGAGGCAAUACCAUCCUAGCAUCAAGUCCUCAGCGUUGGUGUCAAUCGGUGACUAACCCCGAAAAUUGGAGGGUUAUCGAAAGAGCCGACUUGAAAAGCAUCGUGGAGUCUAUGUCUGGGUGUGAAGUGUCAGAGUUGAAAGGUGUCGUCAAACUCUUCUCAAGCGCUAAGUCGGAAGAGCACAUGUCCGAUCACAUUGACGUCACCUCGAGCGGUGAAUUGUUUGCUCAACUUCGGUUGAGAACCAAAGCAGAUGACAAAGAUCAAUACCUCGUUCACGAUGAUUCGGUAGCAGUCCAGCUUGACAGUGUUGGUGAACAGGCCGUCGUGCCCAAUAGGUUCUCGGGGCCUCAAGUGAUGUCUUACGAUCAUGCACGUUGGGGAAAGAACCCCGACUUUGGAAUCUGGACUAUCAAGAAUCGUGACGCGGGUCAUGUGAGUACCAUCCUCUAUGAACGCCCCGCGGUAUCCCUUGCGCCGACUUCUGACACUUCUGUUUCCCCGUCACAGCUGCGUGAUGGAUCUGCUGUCACCAUCCGCACUAGAAGAAACCGCUACCAACCUCAUUUUCAACCUCAUUUCCUGUCCGUUCUUCGCACUUCGGCUGGCUUCUUUACGCCGUGCAUAUCAACCUCCGGACACGAACCAGUCUGGAGGAUUCGAAUUGCGCCAGGGACCAAGAAGACCCUGCCCCUACUUUCUCAGACCAAAGAUGAUUUGCUUAAGGACGGUAAAUUGUUCUGCUUGACGUUCGAAUUCAAGGACAAUCCGCACGGCUACCGCGACUUUGUGCGCGAUGCUCGUGGCUUCAGGAACCCGGGGACUUCUGAGGCGUGGAAGAAGCGAUCAUGCUUGCUACUGGAUGACGAGGUAUUGUCUGAAGGGAAGAUUUCCCGCUCUUUGAAAGUGAACGGGUGUGAAUUCGGCGUAAGCAUUGCAUCGUUUUGGAUUGACCAGCUUGCAUCGGACGGUACCGAUGAGGAUGAUGACCGUUUGUUGGAACCAUUUCCCAAGGUGGAGGAGCCUUAA